AUGAAUAGUUUUCUUUCUAAAGACAUCCAAGAAAUAUAUUCAAUCAUUCCUCAAAAAUCAAAACAAGAAACUAACAAAAACUGCAAGUACAUAACCUCAAAUUUUACAUUGGACUGGUCUUUGAUAAAAACAGACUUUAAAAUUACUUUUAACACAGAAAUAAAUCACGACUGGUUUAAAACAGCAAUCACUGACUUAUCUAUUAUUAUAAUACAAUCUGAGAAAGCUAUUCAAGAAGCAGAUGUAAAUGUUAUAUUGCACAAUUGUUUGUGGACAAAUCGAGUACAAGAUAUUGAGAGGUGUUUGAAGAAGUAUUUGGAUAACAAGAAUAAUGUGGAUAAUGUGGAAAUUAUAUUAUUGUUGACUUGUAUUAUUGAACGUGCUUUGGGUGAUGUCUUGUUAUUGAAAUGUAAAUCUGUGCCGUUUUUGCUGAGGGACUUGUUGGACACUCAGGAGUUGCUGUCGAUGAUGGGAGAAACACCGAUAACAUUCACCAAAACUCUACUCGGCAACCCCCCAAGGUUUAAAUCUGAGAAACAUAGUCUGGCAUGGUUUUGCAAAUCCUAAUGAAAUACACUCAUCGUUUCCAGCUAUUUUAUUUAUACUACUUGCAUCAUUUGGAGAAAUCCUAAACAAGCACAAUCUGACUCAAAAAAUCAUG
Molecule: messenger RNA, 661 nt
Organism: Ctenocephalides felis (cat flea)
Lineage: Eukaryota; Metazoa; Arthropoda; Insecta; Siphonaptera; Pulicidae
Exons: 2
Coding region: 1-567 (188 amino acids)
Source: RefSeq, a predicted model, not a curated record